UAGAUCAUCUUAGAGGAUCCAGGACUCCAAAAAUGUUUCCUCUGAAGGAUGCUGAGAUGGGCGCCUUUACCUUCUUUGCCUCUGCUCUUCCACAUGAUGUUUGUGGAAGCAAUGGACUUCCUCUCACACCAAAUUCCAUCAAAAUUUUAGGUCGCUUCCAAAUCCUUAAGACUAUCACCCAUCCCAGACUGUGCCAAUAUGUGGAUAUUUCUAGGGGAAAGCAUGAGAGACUGGUGGUGGUGGCGGAGCACUGUGAGCGGAGUUUGGAAGACCUUCUACGAGAAAGGAAACCCGUGAGUUAUUCAACAAUUUUGUGCAUAGCAUAUGAGGUACUUGAGGGCUUACAGUACUUGAACAAGCAUGGCAUAGUACACCGGGCCUUGUCUCCUCAUAAUAUCCUGUUGGAUCGGAAGGGUCAUAUUAAACUGGCUAAAUUUGGACUUUAUCACAUGACAGCCCAUGGUGAUGAUGUCGAUUUCCCAAUAGGGUAUCCCUCAUAUCUGGCACCUGAGGUAAUUGCACAAGGAAUUUUCAAAACUACUGAUCAUAUGCCAAGUGAAAAACCAUUGCCUUCUGGCCCCAAAUCAGAUGUAUGGUCUCUUGGGAUAAUUUUAUUUGAGCUUUGUGUGGGGAGAAAAUUGUUUCAGAGCUUGGAUAUUUCUGAAAGACUAAAAUUUUUGCUUACUUUGGGCUGUGUAGAUGAUACUAUAAUAGUUCUGGCUGAGGAGCAUGGGUGUCUGGACAUUAUCAAGGAGCUUCCUGAAAGUGUGAUAAAUAUUUUGAAGAAGUGCCUCACCUUCCAUCCUUCUAAGAGGCCAACCCCAGAUGAGUUAAUGAAGGACCAGGUGUUCAGUGAAGUGUCACCUUUAUACACCCCCUUUAUCAAACCUGCCAGUCUCUUUUCAUCUUCGCUGAGAUGCGCUGAUUUAACUCUGCCUGAGGAUAUCAGUGACUUGAGUAAAGGUAAAGAUGAGGAGAGCAUAGGUGAUAUAGACAAUGAUUACCUGGCGGAGAGAUCUAUUGAGGAAGUUUACUACCUUUGGUGUUUGGCUGGAGGAGACCUGGAGAAGGAGCUUAUAAACAAGGAAAUUAUUCGAUCCAAACCACCUAUCUGCACACUCCCGAAUUUUCUUUUUGAAGAUGGAGAAAGUUUUGGACAAGGUCGAGAUAGAAGCUCACUCUUAGAUGAUACCACUGUCACAUUGUCUUUGUGCCAGCUAAGAAAUAGAUUAAAAGAUGUUGGUGGAGAAGCAUUUUACCCAUUGCUUGAAGAUGACCAGUCAAAUUUACCACAUUCAAACAGCAACAAUGAGUUGUCUGCAGCUGCUACCCUGCCUUUAAUCAUCAGAGAGAGGGAUACAGAGUAUCAACUAAACAGAAUUAUUCUCUUUGACAGGCUGUUGAAGGCUUACCCAUACAAAAAAAAUCAAAUCUGGAAAGAAGCAAGAGUUGACAUCCCUCCACUUAUGAGGGGUUUAACCUGGGCUGCUCUUCUGGGAGUUGAGGGAGCUAUUCAUGCCAAGUAUGACGCCAUUGAUAAAGACACUCCAAUUCCCACAGAUAGACAAAUUGAAGUGGAUAUUCCUCGCUGCCAUCAGUAUGACGAGCUGUUGUCAUCACCAGAAGGCCAUGCAAAGUUCCGGCGUGUACUGAAAGCUUGGGUAGUCUCUCAUCCUGAUCUUGUGUACUGGCAAGGUCUCGACUCACUCUGUGCUCCAUUCCUGUAUCUAAAUUUCAACAAUGAAGCUUUGGCGUAUGCAUGCAUGUCUGCUUUUAUUCCCAAAUACCUGUAUAACUUCUUUUUGAAAGACAACUCACAUGUAAUACAAGAGUACCUGACUGUGUUCUCCCAGAUGAUCGCCUUCCAUGAUCCAGAGCUGAGUAAUCACCUCAACGAGAUUGGCUUCAUUCCCGAUCUCUACGCCAUUCCUUGGUUUCUCACCAUGUUUACUCAUGUAUUUCCACUGCACAAAAUUUUCCACCUCUGGGAUACAUUACUGCUCGGAAAUUCCUCUUUCCCAUUCUGCAUUGGAGUAGCCAUCCUCCAGCAGCUGCGGGACCGUCUUUUGGCUAAUGGCUUCAAUGAAUGCAUCCUUCUCUUCUCUGACUUACCAGAAAUUGACAUUGAACGCUGCGUACGUGAGUCGGUUAACCUGUUUUGCUGGACUCCUAAAAGUGCUACAUACAGACAGCAUGCUCAGCCUCCAAAGCCAGCCUCUGAGAGCAGUGCAAUCCGAAGCUCAGCGCCUUACUUCUCUGCUGAGUGUACAGAUCCUCCAAAGACAGACCUGUCAAGAGAAUCCAUCCCUUUAAGUGAUCUGAAAUCAGAAGUGUCACCCCGGAUUUCAGCAGAGGACCUGAUCGAUUUGUGUGAGCUCACAGUGACAGGCCACUUCAAAACCCCCACCAAGAAAACCAAGUCCAGUAAACCAAAGCUCCUGGUGGUCGACAUCCGAAACAGUGAGGACUUUCUUCGUGGUCACAUUGCAGGCAGCAUCAACAUCCCGUUCAGCGCAGCUUUCACGGCAGAAGGAGAGCUCAGUCAGGGCCCUUACACCACCAUGCUGCACGGCUUCAAGGGGAAGGUCAUUGUGAUUGUGGGCCACGUGGCUAAGCAAACAGCCGAGUUUGCAGCUCAUCUUGUGAAGAUGAAAUAUCCGAGAGUCUGCAUUCUAGAUGGUGGCAUUAACAAGAUCAGGCCAACAGGCCUCCUCACGGUUCCUUCUCCUCAGAUAUGAAAGACAUGGUGCCAUCACCCCCUCACAGCCCAUCACACUGAGACACAAGUGGACAUCCAGACCACUGCAUUGCGAAGUUUUGUCAUGAGAUACUUUUGUAAAUCAUGUGACUCAAACGGUCACCUAACAUGGCAAGAAAUUUAAUAGUUCAUGUAUUGCUGAAAGAUUUUCUUAAUAAUGAAGUCUGAUCAUGAAAAUUUUCCACACUGCACAUAAAGCCAGAGGAAUUCAGCUGACAGGGCAAAUUUAGCACUAUCCAGAAUCCAAGUGAACUGAGGAAGCUGCCAUCGCUACACUGAGCACACUGUCCUAACAAAGAUGUGUAGAAAAUAUGAUGUAUUUCUCUACCUCUUCCUGAUGGCAGAAAUUAGAAAGCUAGUCACAGUGAAUGUGGCAUUUGGUAACUCACAAAUGCACAGGUGUGCAUGUGUUUAGUCUACUGUGAAAAGUGGUAGCAGCAUUCUCAGAGAAUGGAACUUCAGAGACCAGCCACAUUUGACAGCAUAUUUGUCCACUUCCUAUAGCAGGAAACUCAAAGAAUGACUCAAACAGCUUUUCUGAUCCAACAUGCUCAAGUCUUCCUGGAGGGAGACUACUUCCUUACCCACACAGAGCAGACUUCUGCUGCUUUACCACAGAACAGUUUCUUCUUGUGAAUAAACUCCUUAGACUGUGGCAGCAUGCAUGGGCCUAAGCCAGGUGGUGUCGAAGUGCUGAGAGGGGAAACGGACACAAGCCCUGUCCCUCACCAAGAAGCUAUCUCCAGUUGAUAACCAAUCACAAAGAAAAAUUAGUUUCUCCAAAGGAGUCUCACUUAAGGAUGCAAACCACACAGAGUCAGGCCCCAUGCCCAGCAGUAGAUGGCUAACAUAGUAUGAACAAUUAUAUUUUUAGAGAUUUUUUUUUUGUCUGUUACUGUUUUUGUUUGGUAUUUUUUAACCUUUAUUUUUUUCUUAUAUGGUAUUGUUUUUUUGUUUGUUUUUUUGUUUGUUUGUUGGUUGGUUGGUUGGUUGGUUUUUUCGAGACAGGGUUUCUCUGUGUAGCCCUGGCUGUCCUGGAACUAACUCUGUAGACCAGGCUGGCCUCGAACUCAGAAAUCCGCCUGCCUCUGCCCUCCCAAGUGCUGGGAUUAAAGGUGUGCGCCACCACCGCCUGGCUGGUAUUGUUUUUAAUACUGUGUUUUCAUUGGUUUUAUUUGUAUGUAUAUGCAUAUAUGUCUAUUUCUUUGUGCUGUUUAUGUUUGUUUGUAUUAUUCUGGUUUGUUUUCUAAAUAAUUAAAAAGAAAGCAUAGAUUUGGAAGGGUGGGAAAGAUCUAGGAGACAAUUAGGUAGGGGAAACUGUGAUCAAAGUAUAUUGAAUGAAAAAUUAUUUUCAAUUAAAGGCUCCUCAGCACCCUCCAUUAUAUCUGCAAUCUAGAAGGAAAGAGAUGAAAGAGGGAAGGCAGAAAUAGGAAGAAAUAAGAACCUAAGCGGGGAACAGAACAAAGAGGCAUCUCCUUUCCUUCCCUUCAAAGACACAGGUUGACCUGGCACACUCUGUCCACUGCCAUAAUGGUGGCCAGCCUGGAUGCACAUGGCAGCACCCAGGGAAUGAUGAGGGAUGCUGAGAUUGCAGCCUCUGGCUAAAAGCCAUCUGCCCAGCUCCAAAAGCCUGACUACAGUGUGAGGAGAAGAAGAAAACAUGUACUGAGAGCCAGCAGCAGCCUCUGCCCCAGUAUUUGAAAAAUUAGGUCCUGAGUUCUACUGAAUCUAAAAAACGACAAUUGUGUGAGACCACAAUUAUGGAAUUAGAAAUACUAAGGCAUUUCAUCAUUUGUAAGAGGAACUUUUUUUUUUUAGAUUUCUGAAAUGGGAACAUAUAAUUAUUGAAAUAUGUAUUUCAAUGUUGUUUUAAAAGUGUUCACUCUUUUCGUAACUUCUGUUCUUUGUCAGUGUGAAGACUGUCUACUCUGAACAUUUGUACAAGAACCUCAGGCUUCUGGGCCAUGAUUUCAUUCUGCUACUGUUGCUAUCUUUAUUUUAUUUGCAUCUGUUUUUAAUUUUGUGAGUACCUACGUGUGUGUACAGGUACCUGUGCCUAUGGUCAUCUACUUAUUCUCCAAGUUUUUUUGGUAUUUGGGGGUUGGGGGUAGCUGUAGACUAGAAUGUUAAUUAGCUCAGCAGUAGGCCUGGGGUCCUCCUGUAUUCAACCUUCAGCCCUAGUAUUAUACACACCACCACCAUGCCCAACUAUUUUGUUAGGUUGUGGGCAUCUGAACUCAGGUAUUCAUACUUGAAAGGCAAGUGCCGUAUGCACUGAGCCGUCUCCUCAGCUUGCAUCUAUGUAAAACUAUACUUUGCAAACCAUAAAAUUCACCUUUUUAUUCUA
Molecule: messenger RNA, 5105 nt
Organism: Arvicanthis niloticus (Nile rat)
Lineage: Eukaryota; Metazoa; Chordata; Mammalia; Rodentia; Muridae
Gene: Tbck
Product: TBC1 domain containing kinase
Biological process (GO): protein phosphorylation
Cellular component (GO): nucleus
Molecular function (GO): ATP binding; protein kinase activity
Source: RefSeq, a predicted model, not a curated record